This is a messenger RNA of Caenorhabditis briggsae, 4377 nucleotides long. NCBI's taxonomy places the organism in Eukaryota, Metazoa, Nematoda, Chromadorea, Rhabditida, Rhabditidae. Gene Ontology annotation, cellular component: nucleus. The record is from RefSeq and is a predicted model, not a curated record. The transcript has 9 exons. Bases 1 to 4377 code for a protein of 1458 amino acids. Gene Ontology annotation, biological process: regulation of transcription by RNA polymerase II. Gene Ontology annotation, molecular function: RNA polymerase II cis-regulatory region sequence-specific DNA binding; DNA-binding transcription factor activity, RNA polymerase II-specific.
AUGGUGUAUAAGAAGGGGAGGGAAAGUGGGCGUGGAGACACAGAGAGAGGAGAGAGUGGGGAACUGCCGAAAAACGGGCCGUCUGGCGGGCGCGGACUGCCGAAAAGCGAACAGUCGGCAGUCGAAUCGCGCGCCAUGAACUCUGAACCCAGCACUUCUUCCGAAGAUCAGGACGAAUACAAAAGGAUAUCUGCAUUGUCACAAGUAGAACUAACAUUGAUGGGUGAUCUAGAAGAUGUGGAUGUGCCACCGGAUCUUUUCGAAAAUGCCAAAAAUGCAUGCAUAGAGAGGAUCGGAGCAAUUUUGGAAUUUUCAAAAGGCGGACCACUGGGAGGCGAUGAACAUUGUGGAAUUCAUGUGUUGAAUGAGGAGCAGCUAAGGAAAAUGAACGAAUGGAGGAGCGAGAACUUCCCGGCAGAAGCUCCAAAAGAUCCAAAUGAGUCAGAUCCAGCAGAAAAAGCGCUUCCUUCGAUCAUCGUGGAACCUUCCGAAGCUCCCGGUCCAUCGGAGGCGUCAGAAGACAACAUUCGAAAUUUGGAUUCAGCGGAAGAAGCUGUUCCGGAGACUUCAGAAGGCAGAUCAGAGCCACAGACAGAGCCGCAGGUGGUUCCAGGAAGUCAAGGAUCAGAGGAUCUAGAACACAAAAACCAAAGUUCAGCGCUUCCACUUCCCGCGAAACGACGUCCAGGAAGGCCAAGAAAGAAGAAGAAUCAGAAUUUGGAGGAUAAAGAGUCUGAAGCUAGAGAUCCGGACUUCAUAGAACCAUUGGACCUGGAAAUUCCGGAUACACGAAACGCCAACAGCAUUGACAACUCAAAACAAGCUCCAGCUCUGGCUCGUGGAUAUGAUAAGGUUCCAGUCCAAGAAAAGAGAGUCGAAGAUAAAAUAGAAGAUCAAGCUGGCACAUCGGGACCUUCUGAUAAGCUCGUGGAACAAGGAAACAGUCAAAAAGGAGAGAAAGUGGAUAGGAAGGACGGAAUGAAGAUGGACCAAGGAUCGUCUCAAAGGAAGAAGAAACAGAAGACUGAGGCCGAAAAACUGAUGGCAAUGGAUUUUGGACCAAAGGCUGGAGGAAGUCUUCGAGAUAUUCAAGCUAGAUCGUCUAAACAAAAGCUAUGGACCAAUCAAGUCCAAUUGGAGCAAAGAAAAAUGCUAGAAGAAUCAGUGGAUCAUCCAAAGCUGUCGAUAUCCAACCGAGUAGCGAGGAAAUCCAAGGAGUUGGAGCCAGUCGUGCUUUCCGAGGCUUCCGAUUUUCCAGUGAUGGAUAUUCCAGAAGGAUCAGAACUAUCAGAUCAGCUAGUCAAUCUGGAUGAACCGGAAUCCAUGGAUCUAGAUCAGUAUGCUCCGGUUUCGACUUCCGAGGCUUCCAUUGCUUCCGAUUCUCCAGUGGAGGACCCACUAGUCAAUCUGGGUCCUAAUACGACUUCCAUAGCUUCCAAUUUUUCAGUGAAGAAUCUACUAGAAGGAUCAGAAGGUUUGGAUCCACUAGAAGAUCUAGACACACCUGCAAAGAAGUCCGAGCCGAUUCCAGAUGUUCCAAAUGCAACAAUCAGAAGAUCAACAGUCCAGAAAGUUCUAGAACCACCAGCUGAGCCAAAAGAAGACCCAUUCAAGUGUUCAAACCGUUUAGCUAUCCUGAAAACCAAGAGAAACGCGCUUCCAGAUUUUUCAAGCGCCUCAAAAAGGGCUAAACUUCUAGUUCCAAGCAUCGUGAAGCCUUCAGACCCUAAUUUAGAUUCAGCAGCUUCAGCAGAGGAAGCUCCUGGUCCAUCGAAGUUAUCAGAAGGCAAAUCAGAGAGACAGACAGGUCAGGAGGCAGUGCCAGAGAAUCAAGAAGCAAGCACGGUUCCAGUAGAUCGAGAAAUUUCGGGCCCAGGGGAUCAAGGAUCUGAGGAGCAAGAAUCAGAGGGUCAAGGACCAAAGGAUCAAGAACAAGUAAUCCCAAUUCCCGCCAAACGACGUUCAGGAAGACCAAGAAAGGAGCAGAAUCAGAAUUUGGAGGAUAAAGAGCCUGAAGCUAGAGAUGCGGACUUCAUUGAACCAUUGGACCUGGAAAUUCCGGCUACACGGAACGCCAACAGCAUUAACAACUCUAAACAAGCUUUAGCUAAACAAGCAGAAGCUUCAGAGGCGCCAGCUGAGUCAGCUCCAGCUCCAAAACCAGCGUACGGACCGCACGCCGUAAUCAAAGAAAUUCCAGAGUGGAUCAGGAAGUACGAGGUGUUCGAAGAGGAUCUUCCCAAACAUGGCAGACCUUGGCUCUUCCCACUGGACCAUUAUCGACCGGGCGGUCCUAAGGCACCAGAUCCGCGAUUCAAACUCAUGGAUCAAUACAUCGAAGAAAUGAGAGUGGCUCGUGGAUAUGAUAAGGAUCCAGUCCAAGAAAAGAGAGUGGAAGAUGAAAUAGAAGAUCAGGCUGGCACAUCAGGACCUUCUGAUAAGCUCGUGGAACAAGGAAACAGUCAAAAAGGAGAGAAAGUGGAUAGGAAGGACGGAAUGAAGAUGGACCAAGGAUCGUCUCAAAGGAAGAAGAAACAGAAGACUGAAGCCGAAAAACUAAUGGCAAUGGAUUUUGGACCAAAGGCUGGAGGAAGUCUUCGAGAUAUUCAAGCUAGAUCGUCUAAACAAAAGCUAUGGACCAAUCAAGUCCAAUUGGAGCAAAGAAAAAUGCUAGAAGAAUCAGUGGAUCAUCCAAAGCUGUCGAUAUCCAACCGAGUAGCGAGGAAAUCCAAGGAGUUGGAGCCAGUCGUGCUUUCCGAGGCUUCCGAUUUUCCAGUGGGGAAUAUUCUAGAAGAUUCAGAUCGACUAGUCAAUCAAGGUAGACCAGAAUCCAUGGAUCUAGAUCAGUGUGCUCAUAAUGCGACUCCCAUAGCUUCUAGUUCUCCAGUAAAGGAUCUUCGAGAAAGAUCAGAAAGUUCCGAUCUUCUAGUCGAUCUGAAUGGAUCCCAGGUCGUUCCAAAUGUUCCAAACUCAACAAACAGAAGAUCAUUUGUCCAGGAAGAACCAGAACCAUCAGUCAAGCCAGCUACGCCAAAAGAAGAUCCAGCGGAUUCUCCGAUCCAAGUAGCUAUCAUAAAAUCCAAAGGAAACGCGCUUCCAGAUACUUCAAGCUCCUCAGAGAGGGCCAAAAUUCUAGUUCCAAGCAUCGUGAAGCCUUCAAAAGCUCCUAGUCCAUCGGACGGUUUAGUAGGUAACAUUAGAAAUUUGGAUUCAGGAGAAGAAGCUUUUCUGGAGUCUUCAGAAGGCAAAGAAGAGAGGCAGACAGAGCCGGAGGUGGUACCAAGAAGUCAAGGAUCCAAAACGGUCCCAGUUGGAGGAUUAGUGAUCUUACAAGAACCAGGAAAUCAAGGUCCAGUGAUCCCAAUUCCCGCAAAACGACGUCCAGGAAGGCCAAGAAAGAAGAAGAAUCUGAAUUUGAAGGAUAAAAAGCCUGAAGCUAGAGAGCCGGACUUCAUAGAACCUUUAGACUUGGAAACUCUGCCUACAUGGAACGGUAUGGACAACUCUUUUCCGGAUGUUGACGAGCCAGGUCCAGUUCCAAGCAUCGUGAAGCCUUCAGUUGUCAAAAAUCGGCAUGCAGCAGGUACAGCAAAGGUAGCUGCUGCUUCGUCGGAGCUUUCAGAUCGCAACACAGGUCCGAAGCCAGUGCAUGGAUCAAAAACGGUGCUAGUAGAUCAAAGAUCAGUGAUACCAAGCAUUGCCAAACGACGUCCAGGGAAGCCAAGAAAGGAGAAAGAGUCUGAAACCAGAGAGCCGGACUUCAGAGUACCCGUGGACAUGCCAGCUACACGGAUCACUAAACUAUUAUCUCCCGAGCCAAGAGAAGUGCCAAAAACCAGGGUUACUAGGCUUCUGAGUCGCCCGCCAAUCGAAACACCGGACCUUGAUGAUACUCGGAGACUCGUCCCGUCGACCUCUCAACAAGGGCCAUCUCGAGAUUUUGCUGAAAAAUCUGAGCCUAAGAGGAGGAGAAAUGCUAGAAGUAGACAUAUGGAUGCAAUCAGAAUGGUUCAAAUGGGCCGUCCUCGAGGCACACUCCAGACGGACAGGCAUCAGAAGAAGGCGUCAGAAGUCGUUGAAGAUUCUGGAGACGACGAUGACGAUGUCGAAGAAGAGAAGCCAGUGUGCAAUUGGAAUUCUUGUGGGACAGUUUUCUCGAAGAAUAAGAAAUUCUACAAGCAUGUCAAAAACCAUGUUCUUGACGAUACGAUAACCCGACGGAAUCUUGACAGUGACCCGACGGAAUUCUACAAGUGUCGAUGGGCGGGAUGUACGCGAACGGAACCGUUUGAUGCCUAUCAAAAGAUGGCGAAACAUAUGAGAGGACAUACUAAUGAGAAACCGUUUAAUUGUGUGGUACGGGAAGCGCAAUUUUGA